AUGAAGGGCAAGCGCUCUCCAGGCACCGCUCUUUACGAUAAAUUGCUCGUGCCUCGCAUAGAAAAUUAUGGCUCCAACUCGGACAUAACAGAUACAGACGCCGUGUGCGAGUACCUGAGGCGCAACUACAAGGAAUACAGUCGGCACAAGCUGCCGGUGUUCAGGCAGCAGGUGGAGCGUGCUGUAGAGACGAUCGCGCGCCGGGGCGGCGUCACCAAGGCAGAAUUGCGCCUACAGGCAACGGAACGGCAGCACGUGAGCAGCCGCAGCAGGGAGCCAGCCAGCAGCGGCGGGCGAGCCACCACCGCCGGCAGCGGCAGCAGCAGCAGCAGCGGCGACAGAUCAGGCAGCGAGGGCGGCGGCAGCAGCGACCUGGAGCUGGACGCUGAUGCGCCGGACUUGCAGGCAGACAGCCAGGCAACGCCCGGCACCGGCAUGAACAGAAGCAUGAUGUCACUGUAUGGCGCCGGGCCACGCACCGAGGCUGGUUCCGCUGCCGGUGGUGCCGCAGGGGCAGCCGCAAUGAUUCCGGGAGAGGCACAGGCCGCGGAAGGCCAGCAGCCCGCAUUUGCGCCCGUCCACGUCAUUGCUGCGGCGGCGGCCAGAGCCGCCAAGGAGGUGGCGCAGCAGAAGGCAGCGGCAGCAGGCGGCGGCGACAGCAAGCAGGCGGGCGCCAGCGGGAGCAUGGAGGUGUGCUCGCAGGGCGCUGCGGCGGCGCAGCAAGCCGCCCCCGCCUCCCCUUCCGCCAAGCAGCAGCAGGAGCAGGAGCAGGAGGCCGCACCCAGCACCAGCGGGCGGCCUGCCCCCGGCACCGUCGCUAAGAACAAGCGUGGCGGCGCCACCCCGGCAGACAGCCUUGGCCACAUCCCCGCCGCCGCCCCGCCCCGCGCCGCCGCAGACGAGAUCGACGCCAUUGCUCCCAAGCGGGAGACGGCGCAGCGCGAGAUGGAGCGCCGCAUCGUGGCACAGAUGCUCACCUGCAUGGACGACCUGUCCAGCCUGUACGCACAGUCGUCACACGACGCGCAGCAGCAGGGCGCCGACGACGGCCAGGGGCAGCCGGGGCAGCCGGGGCAGCGGCCGGGGGCGGGCGCCGAGGGCGAGGCGGCGGCGCGGCUGCUGGAGGGCAAGCACGUGGUGGUGGUGGGGGCCACCAACCGGCCCGACGCGCUGGAUCCCGCGCUGCGGCGUGCGGGGCGCUUUGACCGCGAGAUCGCCAUGGGCAUCCCCUCGGAGCAGGCGCGCCUCCAGAUACUGCAGGUGCUGGCGCGCCGCCUGCGCCUGUCUGGCGACUUUGACUUCCGCGCCGUGGCCAAGCGCACGCCCGGCUUUGUGGGCGCUGACCUGGCGGCGCUGAUGAAGGAAAGCGCGGCGCUGGCGGUCAAGCGCAUCUUCCAGCAGCUGGAGGCGGCGGCGGCGGUGGAGGCGGCAGAGGCAGAGGCAGAGGCAGAGGCAGAGGCGGGCGCCGCGCCGGCCAGCCCCGGGGCCGCCGACGCCGCCCCCCUGCAGCCCCAGCGGCAGCAGCAGCAGGGGGGCGCCCCUCUGCAGGACGUGCGGCAGCCCGCGGCGGCGGGUGCGGAGCAGCGGCGGGGCGGCGGCGCGGGCCCCGCGCGCCGCCUGGGCGGCGGCGCGCUGAGCGCUGCUGAGCUGGCAGGCCUCGCCAUCACCAUGGCCGACUUUGAGGAGGCGGUGCCCAAGGUGCAGCCGUCGGUGCGGCGCGAGGGCUUUGCCACCACCCCGGACGUGACGUGGGACGAUGUGGGUUCGCUGGGCGACGUGCGGGAGGAGCUGGCCUUUGCCAUCACCCAGCCCAUCGCACACCCGGAGGUGUUUGAGGCCAUGGGACUGCAGGCCGCCACCGGGUACUUUGGCGCAUCGCCAGGAAAGCAGGCUGCCUCGACAGCGGUGAAUGCCUUCAAGCAGGCGGUGUCGGCGGCUGCGGCGCCCCCCGCGGCGGCAUCGCCAGCCAAGGCCACCACGGCUGCCAUUCACGCUGCCACCAAGUCGGCGUCGCCCAAGCCCACCGCCCCCUCCCCUCCUCGCUUCAUCAUGCCCACGCACCAGCCCAGCUUUGCCCCGGGCACCAUGCUGAUGCGCAUGCAUUCCAGCCACACCAGCAAGCCCUGCUGA
Molecule: messenger RNA, 2130 nt
Organism: Chlorella variabilis
Lineage: Eukaryota; Viridiplantae; Chlorophyta; Trebouxiophyceae; Chlorellales; Chlorellaceae
Exons: 6
Coding region: 1-2130 (709 amino acids)
Biological process (GO): ribosome biogenesis
Cellular component (GO): nucleus
Molecular function (GO): preribosome binding; ATP hydrolysis activity; ATP binding
Source: RefSeq, a predicted model, not a curated record